Messenger RNA from Schistosoma rodhaini, 2496 nucleotides. Lineage: Eukaryota; Metazoa; Platyhelminthes; Trematoda; Strigeidida; Schistosomatidae. The record is from the annotation of a GenBank genome assembly.
GUCAGAAAAGUUACCACAGGGAUGGGAGGUAAAAUCCGACUCACACGUCCUCGUCGUGCCUCCUGGAUCAUGGGACUGAUUCCAUGAACUAACGUGAGCGGUAACCCGGGUGGUGGAGAUCGGGCUAAUCACCCUCUCUACCUAUACCCACCCCUGAUUACGAAAGCUACAAAGAAUCAUUGCACAAAUAUACCUGGAAUAAAAAAAGACAAAAAAAAUGCCCAAAAUUACCAAAAACUUAAAAUUGGUUUAUGGAAUGUCCGGGGUUGCUCACAAGAAAGCAAACUCCAAGAGAUAGCAGAGCAAAUAGCUGAACGCAAGUACCACAUAGCAGUGAUCACGGAAACUAGGAUGGUCUCCAAAACCAUCGAAAUAGAUAACAGUGCAACUCUAUACAACUGCAACCCAAACAUCAACGACUACCGGAACACCGGUGUCGGCUUCGUCGUUAGUAACCACUCAAUGGUUACCGCCACUGACUUUAAAGAAAUAGACGGUAGGAUAGCCACCAUUAAAAUACGUAGUUUAGCCACUAGCCAAACUAUUAACCUUAUUGGCUGCUAUGCCCCAACUGAGUCUUCUAGUGAAGAUAUCAGUAAAGACAAAUUCUAUCUUAAACUCAAAAAUACAAUAAAACAACUCAAAUCAAAUAAACUUCCAAUACUAGUUCUAGGCGACUUCAACUGUAGGCUGGGCCAGGACCUUCACACUUACUACCCUAAUAUCGUAGGAAAAGCAAACAAUCUUGAGCCGGAAACGUCUGCGAAUGGCAUAAGACUAAUAAACUUAUGCGAAACAUUGAGUCUGCGAGUAAUGAACACGUUCAUUACUAAACCAGCUCACAAGACUCACACAUGGGUACAUCCAAAAACCCAAACCGGACAUAUAAUAGACCUAGUACUAACAGAAAAUAACUCUAGAAUAAUGGUUAGUGACAUUCACAAUAGUCGCUCAAUGGAAGCGAAUACCGAUCAUUACAUGGUCACAACCAUACUUAAACUAAAAUAUCUAAAUUAUAAUAAGAUUCCUAACACUAAUAGCAAACGUAAACAAAGGCAACGUAAGGCUAUACACGCCUUGAAUCCAGAAUACCCAAAUAUACUAAAUAACUUACUCCAAAAUAACCAUAAUCUCAACCAAAUCGAAAAGGCGAUGAUACAAGCGGCUCAUAAAGCUGCAAUCCCUUAUAAGUCGGCCACCAAGAGAUGGCAACACAACAUAGGUAAUCUCUUAAAGGAAGAGAUUAAACAUAGAAAACAACUAAGACUAAACUGGCUAAACAAUCCUACAACCACUAAUAAAAAUCUAUAUAUGCAGGCUAGUAAAAUAGUUAAAAACAAGGUUAAAUUAGCCAAAGACCAAUAUAUCAAAGACAGAAUAAGUGAGAUGAACUCAUACUUUAAGAAACAUGACUUACACUUAGCAUAUAAAAUGCUAGAUGAUAUAUUGGCUACUAUACGGAACCACUCAUACAAGGCUAAGAGAACAAAUCAAGUUAAAGAUAGUGAUCUUCAAUAUCACUAUCAAAACCUAUUCAAUGCUAAAUUAAAUCUAAAUAAUACCCAAGUCCCUUUAAAAACUACCCAAGAUCCUGAACUAACACUAGAUGAAAUAAAAAUUGGCUUAAAAAAUAUGAAAAAUCAAACUACCCCUGGUAGCAACGGCAUAACAACCGAAAUGAUAAAGCAAGGAGGUUAUAAACUAAUUGACAUGCUACUCAAUAUAAUGAACAAGAUAUGGAAAAACCCAUGCACUAUGCCAGACCACUGGCUAGAUGCAGAGGUGAUAAGCAUAUACAAAAAUAAAGGACUAAGAUCAGACCCUAAUAACUACAGAAGUAUUUUCUUACUGGACACAAUAGGCUUGUUCAACAAACAGAUAAUUACCUUCCAAUAACUCAAUUCGGAUUUAGAAAAAACUUAUCUACAAUUCACGCGAUCACAACGUUAAGACACCUAAUUCAAACCUCAAUAGACACAAACUGCACUAUAGUCCUAACCUUCGUUGACUUAACUAAAGCCUUCGAUACCAUUCCUAAACAAUUAAUAAUAGACACCUUAGCUAAAAUAUGCCCAUCAAACAAUAUAAAUUCCUGUAUAAUUAAACUAUUAGACAAUCCUAAGGGACAUCUAAGAAAUACUGAACUAAAUUUCACAAUGCAUAGGGGAGUUAGACAGGGUAGUAAAGAAGGUCCGGCCAUCUUUAACUUAGUAUUCCAAAACAUAUUGGAACAUACAAUAGAUAAAACUUUAAAAGGAGUCACCCUAAGGGAUCAGCAUAAUAAAACUUGGACAAUUAAGCAUCUAGAAUAUGCUGAUGACUUAUGCUUAAUCACUAAUACAACGGAAGAGGCUACCAAAGCCCUAAACCACCUACAGCAAUACUUAACCAGUAUUGGUAUGGAGAUAUCAAUCUCCAAGACUAAAUACAUGAUAAUAAAUAAGAAAGGUAACUCAGCAAAUGUCAAAAUAAACAACAAGGAUAUCGAAGAAGUAG